AUGUUCUCCAUCACCGCACAAUCUGGCACCGACAUAUGGCGCAAAGCCCCCAGCACAGAUGUCUUCAACGCGCCCACUGUGCCUGGGCCAGAUAACCCUGUUGGGCCCCUGGGAAGCUUUGUGUCGGCGUCGUUGACAUUUCGCGUGCCGACGGUAGUCCAGUAUGACCAAGCAGGACUGCUUAUUUCCUUGAACGUGGAAAAUGCUACGGAGGAACAGAAACCUCCCCCGAAAUGGAUUAAAACAGGAAUCGAGCUCUACAAUGGUGUCCCGCGACUUGGCACUGUCGGAACUGAUGCUUGGUCUGAUUGGAGCAUUGCCCCAAUCACCAGCAAUGAUCACACUGACGGAAAGGCCUGGACCACGGUCUCAAUUCAGAAACAAGAAGACGACCUUGGUUUGAGUCUUUGGGUUUAUCAAUUGGUAGGCGAGGAUAAAGUCCCACUACGAGAGAUAAAUUGGCCGUUCGGAUAUGGGGAUGAUUGGACAUUGAGCGUGGACGCAUAUGCUGCCAAGCCUGGAAAGGGGAAGCCUCUAGUCGCAGACUUCAAAGACUUUCAAAUAGUUUGGAACAAUGGAGGGUCAUCUUAG
This is a messenger RNA of Clonostachys byssicola, 591 nucleotides long. The record is from the annotation of a GenBank genome assembly. Lineage: Eukaryota; Fungi; Ascomycota; Sordariomycetes; Hypocreales; Bionectriaceae.